Molecule: messenger RNA, 2675 nt
Organism: Pocillopora meandrina
Lineage: Eukaryota; Metazoa; Cnidaria; Anthozoa; Scleractinia; Pocilloporidae
Source: the annotation of a GenBank genome assembly
AUGGAGUCCAAAGCGAAUAAUAAUUCGCAUGUUUUCCUGUUUGGCUCCUCAUUCAACUUAAUUAUCACGCUGGGCUCACUUGGUUUCACUUGUUAUUCUCUGCAACGAUUAGAUUCGCGUUUGAUAGCGGUUGAACAAAAUUUACGGAUGCCAAAUCCUUCGUCUGAGCUUGGAAAUCGCGUAAAUUCUCUGCCUACAAUUACGCAUCCUCGUCCAAGAGGUGCACAAAUGGAGGAAAUUGUUCGCGUGAGAAGAGCUACAGAUAGAUCAUCCUUGUGCCGCAAAUGUAGCAACGUCUGUGCUAAGUCGAAUGGAAAUCGAAGCGUAAGUGCUAUCUCUCAGUUUUAUACAACUAUAUAAACCAAUCUUGCCGAAGAACCGCUUAUAGCUGGAGUAAAAUUUCAUAUUUAUGUUUCCUGACCUUGGGAGUUCUUUAAAAUGCAUGGAAAUAGCUUACUCUAUCUAUGCUAGAUCCGACAAAGCGAAUGACGCGGGGCUAACGCUCGAAAAAUUGGUUUUAGAAACUCUUUACGGAGGCGGCCAAUUUGAAUUAUCGAAGCAAUUGGUUAAACCAAAUUACGAUGAGAUAUUUGCACACUAAAGGUGACCCAUUCCUAUUGAAGAGUUUCAGAAUAUCAUACAAAUAAACAAUAACAAUACAAAUCUAAAUAAUGAUUAUCGUGACCCUUACAAUAAUCAUUAUUAUUUGGAUUUGUAUUUAGAUAACUUGGAGAUAUUUUUAACGAAGGCCUGACAUUUAUAUGUGUUUUUAUCUAAGACUGACCUUCUUUAUCAUCGUAUCCAUUACAGUUUCAACAAAAUCAUCAAUUAUUUGGAUUUAGCUUUACCGGGUAACGCUAAACUGAAUAGUAUGUAUUACAAAACAAUAGCUCAAAGAACCGUCUUUGGUAAAUAACAUCGCUGCGCGUACGUCAUCUCAUCUCAGUGGUGAUUAAUCAAUAACCAGAAAUAAGGAACUCAGUCUGCUUUAGCUACAACGGAACAAGUACGUUGUCGCCUCCAAUCAAAUUGAGACACUUACACAGAUUUUUUUUUUCUUUUAGUUCACUUUGGCUAGGGUUCUAAGUACUGAGUUAAUAACUUCAUUUCUCUUGUAAUUUUUCUCCUCCUGUUGGCACACGGCUCGGACAUCUAGAAAUAAAUUAUUUAAAGACUUUUUCCUUAAGUUUGUUGGCUUUACGAUCGCCGAAUAGCUAGAACUCCCAACUUUUACAUUUGCACUGAACUCAAAGUGAUGCGCAGAUUUAAAGCGAAACGCACCGUAAAUUCUUACAUCAACCCUGUUUUUGAUUGCCUUAAUGUUAAUUUCGUGAUGGAAAAUACGAACUUUAACCUUUCAAGACUUUCGACACUUCCCGUAAAAUUACUUGAAUUAUUUUCUUUUUUUGGUUAAAUCCUCAGAACUCGACAGAGGGAAACAUCAUUUGCGUUAAAGGUAAGAUUUAAGUGUGUAUAACACCCUUAUGAGCUGAACUCGAUAGCAGCAAAAAUCGGGAGCUUAAUUAGCAGUCCACACCACGAAGAAUAACGCAGUGUUGAAUUGAGAAAGAUUAUGUAUUUUCUCAGUACAGAAUUUUUAUCAGUUAAAGUUUUCUUUCUUUUUUUUUCACUAGUUAAAAGUUUAAAACCAGUGUUUGCUUUGCCUUCUUUUUUGGUUGUUUUCUUACACUCAAUUUAUUUAGAGAUAUUCCCUGAAAUGUUAAGGGUCGCAUUGGUUUUUAACUCAAUGCAAGGCACCUAUAGUCAAUAACAACGAAUAUCCUGCUCAACCUCAAUCAAAAUUAAGCACAAAGAUGCACUAGUUAUUUUUUUUAUAGCAAUUUCAGAGUCUCACAAAUCAUGAGCAAUCAGUUCCUUCUCGCUUUUUUAUCUCUUUUUGCCGUACAAAAAUAAUACAUACUUCAAGUAAUUUUUUUUUAUGAGAACCUAGUUUGCUGACGUUUGAACCAAAAGAUAGUUAUCGAGAUUUGUUACUUUAUUACGUAAGAAAAAAAAAACUGAAAAGUGAUUUUUCUGAUGUUUUAUUGGGCUCAUCACACUAAUCUCGAGUUUUUAUUUCAUAAUCAGGUCGUGUUGGACCAAAAGGCCCACCAGGUCCCCCGGGUUUACCAGGAUCGGCUGGGCCCCAGGGUCCUCCCGGCCCGGCUGGAAAAAGAGGAAAAAAGGGAGCAAAGGGGCGACCAGGAUCUCCAGGAAAAAGAGGCAACAGGAGAUUACCAGGCCCCCCUGGGAUAUCAGCCCAAACGAAGACAGAUAGUCGUGGAGGAAGCCAGUUAAGUAAGAUUUCAAGCCUCUUUCUUUGGACGACAAUUACUCUGUAGUGUGCUGUUAGGAAAACAAAACCUACCACGUAGGAAAACAAAAUCAAAAUUUGCAUAUUGUAGUUUUCCUGUAUUUGUAGAUUGUUCUUGAUCCACAACGAUAAGUCUGGACUAAUUUAUUUUCUUCAUUUCAUUAAUAAUGAUAUUGUUUCCCUCUAAGAACUGCCACUCUUCAUCGAAAAGCCUCCGUCUUCCCUGAUAGUUCAAGAAAAACAAAGCGUCACAAUUCGCUGUGAAGCCACCGGCUUCCCACAACCUCUGAUCACGUGGUCUAAAAAUGGGCGCCUGAUAGAGGACAAAACAAGGAAGUUUAAGAAAAGGAUUUGGAAAUAA